This is a messenger RNA of Hemiscyllium ocellatum (epaulette shark), 9023 nucleotides long. RefSeq names its product microtubule-associated protein 1B (gene map1b). Gene Ontology annotation, biological process: microtubule cytoskeleton organization; regulation of microtubule depolymerization; axonogenesis. The transcript is spliced from 7 exons. Gene Ontology annotation, cellular component: dendrite; synapse; neuronal cell body. Gene Ontology annotation, molecular function: actin binding; microtubule binding. The record is from RefSeq and is a predicted model, not a curated record. The coding region runs from base 15 to 6872 and encodes 2285 amino acids. Lineage: Eukaryota; Metazoa; Chordata; Chondrichthyes; Orectolobiformes; Hemiscylliidae.
GCCAGAGGCUGAGGAUGGCGACCAUAGAGGAGGACCCAGAAGCUUCGUGUAGCAAACUAAGCCCAUCACCAUCAAACACAAGCCUGACUCACCGUUUCCUCGACAAUAAGUUCUAUUUGCUAGUAGUUAUUGGGGAAAUUGUUACCGAAGAUCAUCUGAGAUGUGCCAUUUCAGAUAUAGAGCGAGGUAUCCGCUCUUGGGACACAGAUUUGAUAGCCUGCAACUUAGAUCAGGAACUCAAACUCUUUGUAUCACGCCAUUCAGCUAGAUUUUCAGCAGAUGUUAGAGGUCAGAAAAUCCUUCACCACAGAAGUGACGUCUUGGAAACUGUUGUCCUGAUCAACCCUUCAGAUGAGGCAGUGAGCACGGAGGUACGUCUCUUGAUCACUGAUGCUGCUCGACAUAAGCUGCUGGUGCUAACUGGACAGUGCUGUGAAAACACUGGGGAACUAAUUCUGCAAUCCGGUUCAUUCUCCUUUCAGAACUUCAUUGAAAUUUUCACAGAUCAGGAGAUUGGAGAACUACUGAGCACCACACAUCCAGCCAAUAAAGCCAGUCUCACAUUAUUCUGUCUUGAGGAAGGUGAUUGGAAAAAUACAAACCUAGAAAAACAUAACCUACAGGACUUCAUCAAUAUAAAACUAAACUCGGUCUCUAUUCUGCCAGAGAUGGAAGGACUUUCAGAAUUCACUGAAUAUCUCUCCGAAUCGGUUGAGGUACCAUCAUCCUUUGAUGUGUUGGAGCCCCCAGCAUCAGGAGGCUUCUUGAAACUGUCAAAACCUUGCUGCUACAUUUUCCCCGGUGGGAGAGGGGACUCUGCUUUGUUUGCCGUGAAUGGGUUUAAUAUGCUUAUCAAUGGAGGCUCCGAUCGCAAGUCAUGCUUCUGGAAAUUGAUUCGACAUUUAGACAGAGUCGACUCAAUCCUGCUCACCCAUAACGGAGCUGAUAAUCUCCCUGGAGUCAACAGUUUGUUGCAACGUAAAAUAGCAGAACUAGAAGAGGAACAGUCGCAAGGGUCCACCGCUAACAGUGACUGGCUGAAGAAUCUGAUCUCACCUGAGCUGGGGGUCGUUUUUCUUAACGUCCCGGAAAACAUGACAAACUUGCAGCCUAAUUUUAGGGUCAGAAGGAAUACUGAGGAAACCUUUCUUACUCUCCAGUGCUUAAACAAAUUGUCUAUAAAGCCAGAACCCCUGUACAGGACUGUAGGAAAUGUUAUUGAUCCAGUAAUACUUUUUCAGAAAAUGGGUGUGGGAAGAUUAGAAAUGUACAUUUUGAAUCCAGUGAAAGGAAGCAAGGAGCUACAAUUUUUCAUGCAACAUUGGUCCAGCAACAACAAGGCUAAAACCGGACUAGUGUUACCAAAUGGCAAAGAGGCAGAAAUUUCAUUUCCAUAUAUGACUUCAAUAUCCUCACUGAUUGUAUGGCAUCCGGCUAAUCCAACCGAAAAAAUAGUCCGUGCCCUGUUCCCAGGAAAUGCUCCACAGUACAAUAUUCUGGAUGGAUUAGAAAAGCUCAAAGAUUUAGAUUUCCUUAAACACCCAGUGGUAACUCAAAAGGAGCUGUCCAUUGGCUUGGCUGUCCCAAAUGUUAAACAAACCAAGAUGAAACAACGGAGUGAUAGCAAGGAGAGUCUCAAAUCUAAUUCGAAGCCACCCGCUGCGAAAGGAGUUAAGAAGGAAGAAACACCAGAGGUGGUAAAACCUACUGCAGUUAGUCAACAAGAGGCUGUUAAAGAAAAACUGCAAAAGGUAGAGAAAAAGGAAAAACCUGCAGUUAAGAAGGAAAAGACCAGAACAGAGUCACAAUCAAAGCCCGAUGAAAAGGAAACAAAAGCAAAAGAGGACACAGCUAAACAGGAACUUGAAGAAAAAACGGUGAGAGAUGACAAACUAAAAGCUGAGAACAAACCCAAACCUGUCAGGGAAAAAAUUGUGAAGAAAGAGGUUAAAGCAAAGAAACCAGAAGACAAGAAGAAAGAGGAAAAGGAAGUGAAGAAAGAGAACGUGAAGUCAGAGGCAAAGGAAGAUAAAGCAGUUACUAAAAAAGAAAAGGUUACUAAAAAAGAAGAGAAACCUAAGAAGGAAGAAAUAAAGAAAGAAGAAAUAAAGAAAGAAGCCAAGAAAGAUAUUAAAAAAGAAGUGAAGAAAAAAGAAACCCCAGUGAAAGAGGUAAAAAAAGAAGAAAAGAAAGAGAUGAAAAGAAACGACAAAGAUGUCAAGAAAGACCUGAAAAAACCUGCUAAGGAAACUAAAAAACCCAUCCCUGUAACCGAGACCAAAAAAGUACCAACAAAACCCAAAGUGGAAAGGAAAACUGAACCAAUAAAGAAGGAAGACUCUACGCCAAGUAAGCCAAAAGAGAAAGGAAAGCCAAAACCGAGCAAGAAAGAGACCAAAAUGGAAACUGUUGCUGUGGCAGGGACAGCAGCAGCAGCAGCAGUGACUGCAGUGACUGCAGGUGAACUUGAGAUUGAACGAUCACGAAUGUCUUCACCAGAAGAUUUAACAAAAGACUUUGAAGAACUUAAUGAAGAAGAGAAAAGAGAAAUGCAAGGACCCAUAGCCCCAUCAGAAAAUUCAAUAAAUAAUGAAGUGCAAGAAGCCACACUUGUGAAAAAGACAGGGUUUAUAAUUCAUGGAGACUCUUUGGAGACGGAUGAAUCUCCUGAUGAGGGAAUAACAACCACUGAAGUCGAAGGUGAAUUUGAGCAGUCUCCUCAAGAGUACAUUGAAACUCGAAAUAAGGUUACAUUAGAAAAAUUUGAGGAUGAAGGUGCUGCUUUUGAAGAAUCUUCUGAACCUGGAGACUAUGAGGAAAAGGCUGAGACAGAAGAUGUUGAAGAGCUAGCAGAAGAUAUAGUAGAAAAUAUGCUUCCAGGCAAAACAGAACAUGUCUUGACUGGCACAAAGGUCGAGACCGACGACAUUGAAGCCGAAGAACUAAUUGAAACUGAAGAACCAAUUGAAGAUGACGAGAUAGAAAAAGAAGAGACAGAAGAGUCUGAAGCUGGGGAUGAUCACAGGGAACGAGAAGGCUUUCCAGAAAAGGCUGAACAAGAGGCAGAAGAGGAAGAAAAAAGAGUUGAUCUUAACAAAGAAGCUAAAACUUAUGCACAGAAAGAUUUAAGUAUGGCUGAAAUCACUGAGAUACAUAAAGUAAAAGCUCCAUCCCCUGAUGCAGCUUUGGAUAAAAUCUCUGCACUCCAUUCUUCAAUUAUUGAUCAAACGAUGCUGAUUCGUAAUGAAACAAUGCCAACUGAUUUUGAAAGUGAAAUAACAGUUUCUGAUGAAGAAACCCAUGAAGAGCCACCAGAAGAAUUUACAGCUACAUCAGGUUUUACUCAAUCUACAAUUGAAAUUUCAAGUGAACCUACCCCAAUGGAUGAUAUGUCCACACCGAGAGAUAUUAUGAGUGAUGAGACCAAUAAUGAGGAAACUGAGUCACCUACUCAGGAGUUUGAAAGCAUGACAAAGCUUGAAACUACUGUCUUUUGCCAGGGUCAUGAGGGAGCUAAGCUUUCUCCAGUUCCUGACACUUACAAUGGACUCUCAAUAGAAACUUCAAAAACAGAAGUGACACAAGGUGAUGAUUAUCCAGCAUCAGCCUCAACAAUAUCUCCUUCAUCUUCUCUGGAAGAAGACAAGUGCUUUAAAUGUCCAUCACCUGGCAUCUAUGUUCCUAAGUCUGAUGAAUUUGAAAAACAGGAAGUUUUAGAGAAUGAAAAACAAGCAAAUCAGAUAAAAGAUCUUGAAGCCAAAUUAAGCCCCGCACGGAGUCCAGUUGGUUCUUCACCACAGUCUAGAUCACCUUUGAGUGAUCAGAAUGUCAACUUUGAUUUGACUCCAUCAGAUAUCAAGGCAUCCACAGAUCUUACAACCUCUGACCACGAAACUCCAGAUGAUCAUUGUGCUAGUCCUGAAGAAAAAACACUAGAGAUGGCAUCUCCCACCCAAUCUGGUUCCCCUAGUGCUGGCCACACUCCAUUUUAUCAGUCUCCGGUAGAUGAGAAAGAUAGUAAAGUCGCAACUGAAUUAACAGGAAAAUUGCCAGCCCCAAUUAUUAUUGAGACUGAUGACAUGAAAGCUGAUGAGACCAGUCCAAGAUAUAGCCCCAUGGAUGAGCCAGUACCUGAUUCAGAAUCACCUGUAGAAAAGGUUCUAUCUCCAUUACGAAGCCCGCCAAUGUUGGGUUCCAGUUCACCUGUUGAUAGUUCUCCUAAUGAUGGAGAAGAAUUCCCAGUACAGUUUCUUGAAGGUGCAAUGGAACUCUCAAGUGAUAAGCUUAAACUUCUUUCUUCACCCCAUCUUUAUCCAUUUAAUGACUUUUCGUCCAGCUCAGUUGCGCCUGAAAAGCAACGUGCAGCAGAUUUCGAAUUGUUGACUCCCAAAGAUAAUUUCAGCCAAGAAUGCAAAGUGGAAGAAAAUGCUACUGCAACCUUCCCGUCACUCGGUCCCUUUGAAACUCAGAAAACUGCAGCUGAACUGUCCCCAACUCUGGUCGAUCUCAGCCAAAUCGGUUCUGUUAAAGAAGACAGCAAAAUGUCGAUUUCUGAAGGAACCACAUCCGACAAAUCAGCUACUCCUGUCGAUGAGGUGGUAGCAGAAGACACUUAUUCCCAUAUUGAAGGUGUAGCUUCAGCUUCAACAGCAUCUCUUGCCACAAGCUCCUUUCCAGAACCUACAGCAGAUGAUGUGUCUCCCUCGUUGCAUGCAGAGGUCGGAUCCCCUCAUUCAACUGAAGUUGAUGAAUCCCUCUCAGUGUCUGUUGUCCAAACGCCUACAACUUUCCAAGAAGCUGAAGUUUCACCUUCUAAAGAAGAUUGUCCAAGGCCCAUGUCGAUUUCCCCUCCAGAGGUGUCUCCAAAGACUGCAAAAUCUCGAACUCCUGUACAGGAAGUGAGAUCACCCGAGCAUUCAACAAUGUCAGUAGAGUUUAGUCAGGAGUCACCGGAACAGUCUUUGGCUUUGGACUUCAGUAGACAAUCUCCUGAGCAGCCUGCGUUUAAUGCCAGCUUCCAGCACAUAUCUGAAAAUGGACCCACUGAAGUAGAUUACAGUCCAUCAGAUGUGCAUGAGCCUGGAUUUAUCCAGCAUGCUCAUCCGACACUUGACAGAUCAUUCUAUGGCCAAGAACUGGAUCAUUUGCAAUUCGGUUCCACCCCGCCAACAGAGGCUUCUCCAUCAUCCUCAUCUGCUCGUACACCGCAAACCAGUUCUCCAUUGCAGGAGGAAUAUGGUGUUUGUUCUUCAGCCCUAUCUGGAAAACCAGUUAAUAUUGAAGUGCCAAUGGUUUCAGAAAGGGUACCAUCUGCCCAUUCACCACAGGGAACUUCUCCACUGCAGGAUCAGGAAGAGCUGCAAAUGUUUGACCUUUCACAGCCUCUUGCACUUGCAAAAGAAGUAUCUCAUCUGCACAUGUCUGAUUCAUCAGGCCCAGGCCCACUGCAGGAGAAGAGUCCGGUAGGAUCAUCAAUGAUAUCUCCUUCUGAGCAGGUAUCUGCUGUUUAUGCAUCACAUUCCUUACCAGAGCCUGCCCUCUGUCAAAGCAAAAUUCCAAUAAUGCAGUCAGACAUGGGAGAAAUUGAGACAUUCAGCAGCAAGCAAGAUAAAGCAAAAGAUGGAUAUGAGCUUGAAGAUGACCAUUUUGCAUCCAGAUCAGUGCACCCAGCAGAGGUUCAACCUGCUGUUGAAACAUGCUUUAAGACUCCGACUUCAUUCCGGCUCAACAUAGCUGAUCUUUCCCCUUCUUUCAUCAAUCCAAGCCCAUUAGAAUUCUUUGAGCAAGAUGACAUCGCUGAAGAUCUUGAGAGACCACUUACGCAAAGCGGGGGAGGCCAGCCUCCAUCUGGUGGAAAGCAGCAGGUCCGGCAAUGUGAUGAUACCCCAGGAACAUCGGUCAGCGAGUCUGCUCCAUCCCAGACUGAUUCCGACUUUCCACCUGGAACAGAGGAAUGCCCUUCGAUCACUGCGGAUGCUGCCUUAGACUCUGAAGAUGAGUCUGAAACUCUCCCGACAGACAGAACACUUGUACACAGACAAAUAGACCCCCCGCCUGUUCCACUGAUGGAUCCUAGUCCACCUCCACCACAUCCAGAUGUUUGCAUGGUUGAUCCCGAAGCAUUGCCUACUGAUCAGAGCUUGGCAAAGGCAGAUAAGCCAUUGAAGAAAGAGGUUAAAGAGAGAACAAAGACCAAAAAACAGGCCACAAAGACAAAGUCUUCCUCUCCUUCCAGAAAAGCUGACAGCAAACCAAAGCAUUCCAGUGCUCCUUCCAGAACAAACCCUUUAGUAUCUGCGAAGGAAUCAGCUGAUAAAGCAGCAAAAACAGCUUCCCCUAAGAAGAAGGAUUCAGUGGAGAAAGGAGCCAAGCCUCACACUAAUCCAGAAACAAAGAACGCCCGAGGUGAUGACAAAGAAGCAAAAAAUGCCACGAACACCACAAAUUUAAAAUCUGCACAUACAACUAAAAAUCCAGCUUCCAGCAGCAGUAAGGCAGCAGGCAUGCCAUCAGUGCCUCCAGGACCUCCUGUGUACCUUGACCUGGUAUACAUUCCAAAUCACUGCAGUGCCAAGACUGUGGAUGCAGAGUUUUUCAAACGAGUGAGAUCUUCCUACUAUGUAGUGAGUGGAAAUGACCAUGCAGCGGAUGAACCAAGCAGGGCUGUACUGGAUGCUCUCCUGGAGGGCAAGUCUCAGUGGGGUAGUAAUAUGCAGGUUACUUUAAUCCCAACCCAUGACUCAGAUGUCAUGAGGGAAUGGUACCAGCAAACGCAUGAGAAGCAACAGGACCUGAAUAUCAUGGUACUAGCAAGUAGCAGCACUGUCGUCAUGCAAGAUGAAUCGUUCCCUGCUUGCAAGAUCGAAUUGUAACUGGGAGUCCCAUAUAACCAGAACAUUCAACCAGUUGUCUAAGGGGAAGCACUCAAAUGGAAAUUUUUUAAAAAAUGAGGGAAAGCAGAUGUAAAUGAGUGUCUGCUGAAUAUUGUACGAUAGAUUUGUUAUACAGGUCACUAGCGUGUAACACUUUCCAGACUAUUUAGUUCCUAUGCUAAGGCAACACUUUCGUAUUCCUAAACAAGUAACAACAGGGUUUAAAAUACUUGAAUCAGCCAAGCUCCGUAUCCAUUACGUUUGGGCUGUGGUUGAUCCUCGUUCAGGAUUUUUAUGUUUUGAAGAAACUGAUUUAGUGAAAGAAAAGCUACAUGAUUCUUACCUGUGGGGACAGAACUUUUACACAAAAAUAAACCACCACAACAAUAGUUGAAAUGUGUGAAAUUUAGCUUUUUAAUGACUACAAUGCUGUGCAAAGACAGUACACAACUCCAUGUGGUAAUGCAACAUGUGCUAAACUCACAAGUAUUUUGAACCCUAUUCACGUAACCAGCCCAUCCACCCACCGCCCAUUAAUAUGCAGAGAUAUUUAACUAAGGCAUGUUCCCUGUGUACCAGCUUCUUGACAGAUGUAAUUCUGCAUAUGAACAUGGCAUAUUGCCAUUAAGCCUUGAUAAAACUGCAUGCUUAAAAAAAAGACAGCUAAUAUACUUAAGCAGAAACCAAAGGAGUUGGGAGUACACAUACUAGUCAUUUUGCCUUAGACAGUGACUUGAAUGUAUUGUGAUCUAGGUUGCACUUUUUAAAAAAAAAUGAGGCAGACAACAGAUCAGCAGUAAAGAUCAGUAUAGGACAGUAGUUUGGGUAAUGCUGUGAAGUAUGUGGGUGUGAGUGUGUUUGUAUGUGUAUAUGACCCUACAAUAUCCUUAAGACCAGUCAUAGCAUAUGUUAAAAUGUGAUGUCUGCUUUAUUUUCUAAUUUUUUUUAAGCAAGCACAGGUUCAGGUGGAAUUGGAAUAUUGAAGAAGAAUCAUUCCAAAUAUGCAGAAAGUUUUCUUCUUUUUAAGUUACAUUAACAUAUUAUUAAUGAGGACCCUCAUUCUUGUUGCAAGAAUUAUUUAUUUUUAUAACCAAAAACAUCAAUUACGGUUUAAUGGGUGGAUCCAUGAUGUUGAUUUGGGCAGAGUGUGCUCUUGUAACUAGCUAAACCAUUGACCAUUUAUAAUGCUAAAAAAUCACCUUAUAGAAAUCCUUAUAAUUUAAUAUUACAUCCAUGUUUGACAUGAUCUUAUAAUGUGCAGUCACUGGUGUAAUAUUGUUAAUGUUGUACAGUUCAAAAUUGAAUUGUCUAUUUCAAAUUCUAUUUGAAAAAGAUCCAACAGUGGAAAAGCACUUUGCCAUAACUACUUCAACAUGUUGUACCUGCACAACAUUUGUAACCAUAAAAUUUUGUUUCACCUGAAAACAAACUCAAGACACAAUUGUACAGGUGUAAGUCUAAGUAUACCAGAUUGUAUGAUGAACAGAAUUGUACUUUUUGUUAGAUAAAGGGUUUAGAAAGGUUGAAUGCAUUUCUUCUCCCUAGCUUGAAAAGUGUGGGAAUACAGUGUCAAAACCUGGGAGACACUCAAACAAAAUCUUCUUAUAUUGUACUGGUUAAAAACAAGUGCAGCUUGUUUUGGGGGAAAUAAACUAGGCAAUUUCAUGUUGUACCAUACUGAAUUUCCAUUUGGGAUAUUGCUAUUGAAAAUAUCAGAAAUUUCAGAAAUUAACUUCCACUGUUUAAAUAUGUCUGUAGAAGAUGAUAUUCAUUGGUUAGUUGAAGAUUGAAGUUAAGGCUGGAAAAAAUAAAGCUAUUUUUAGUCAGAUGGUGUAUCCGUUAGCAGUUCAGCAUCCACUGAGUAGGGUAAUUAGAGUCUACAUAUGCCAUUUAGAUAUCAAGACAAUUGCAAAUACUCAUUGUAAAGAUUGGUCAUACUUUAGUUCCUACUUUCCUAGUAAAACUAGUAAGGAAGCUUGCACAUUUUGUGAAUGUGAUAUUUUUGAGUUAAGAAUGUGUUUUUCGGUAAAAAUAUUUGGUUUGUUGAAUCAGGGAAUAUUCAAUUUAGGAGAAGCACAGGCUUUGAAAUGGUUAAUAAAUGCUUACAGGUUAAACAAGUCGUACUGGGAUCUUGAAUUAGUUGUAUUAAGC